Molecule: messenger RNA, 1803 nt
Organism: Neurospora crassa OR74A
Lineage: Eukaryota; Fungi; Ascomycota; Sordariomycetes; Sordariales; Sordariaceae
Gene: mig-2
Product: NADPH dehydrogenase
Exons: 1
Coding region: 356-1660 (434 amino acids)
Cellular component (GO): intracellular anatomical structure
Molecular function (GO): NADP binding; NADPH dehydrogenase activity; FMN binding
Source: RefSeq, a predicted model, not a curated record
GGCCAAUGGAAAUGGCGCCAUUCUCAACGCCAUCCGAACAAGAACUGUAUUUUUUUUUCUCUUUCCCGAGGGAUGAAACGCCCAUUUCAAGAUCCCAUGGGACACCGCUGCUGCUGGGCAAGGGGAACCGACACCGAUGAUAGUCAGUUGAAGGGUGGUUUGUAAUCAACACAGAAACACCCCCACUUGGUGCUCCAUGAUAACGAUGCGUUUUAACACGGCUUCUGGCCUCCCAGAACGGGGAAUAUAAAUGCUAUAAGCGCCCUUCUUCCCUCAUUGCCCUUUUGUCGUUUCCUGUUCUCUAUCCAUCUGUCUGUAUACCUCAUCCCAUCCACCAACAACAAACAUCAUCAAGAUGGCCGACUUCACCCAGAAGAAGACCUCCUCCCCCGCGGCCCCGGGUGUUCCCUUCUACACCCCGGCCCAGGUCCCCGCCGCCGGCACUCCCCUCCCCUCCACCCCCGGCGAUGUCCCUACUCUCUUCACCCCUCUCAAGAUCCGUGGUGUUGAGCUCCAGAACCGCUUCGCCGUUGCGCCCAUGUGCACCUACUCUGCCGACGAUGGCCACAUGACCGACUGGCACCUUGUCCACCUGGGCUCCUUCGCCCUCCGCGGUGUCCCCCUCACCAUCUUCGAGGCCACCGGCGUCCUCCCCAACGGCCGCAUCACCCCCGAGUGCUCUGGUCUCUGGCAGGACUCCCAGAUUGCGCCCCUCAAGCGCAUCGUCGACUACAUCCACUCCCAGGGCCAGAAGGCCGGUAUCCAGCUUGCCCACGCCGGCCGCAAGGCCUCCACCAAGGCCCCCUGGCACUACCAGCGCGGCAAGAGCGAGCUUGCCGGCCCCGAGCAGGGUGGCUGGCCCGAGAACGUCUGGGCCCCCAGCGCCAUCAGCUACAACGAGGAGACCUUCCCCUUCCCCAAGGAGAUGACCGUCGAGCAGAUCCACGAGCUCGUCGAGGCCUGGAAGGCGUCUGCCCAGCGUGCCCUCAAGGCCGGCUUCGACCUCAUUGAGAUCCACGCCGCCCACGGCUACCUCAUUUCCGAGUUCUUGAGCCCCAUCUCCAACCAGCGUACCGACCAGUACGGUGGCUCCUUCGAGAACCGCACCCGCGUUCUCCGCGAGAUCAUCUCGGCCGUCCGCUCCGUCAUCCCCGAGGACAUGCCCCUCUUCGUCCGUGUCUCCGCCACCGAGUGGAUGGAGUACACCGGCCAGCCCUCGUGGGACCUCCAGCAGACCAUUGAGCUCGCCAAGAUCCUCCCCGACCUCGGCGUCGACCUCCUCGACGUCUCUUCCGGCGGCAACAACAAGGACCAGAAGAUCAACGUCCACACCUACUACCAGAUCGACAUGGCCGAGCAGAUCCGCGCGGCCGUGCACGAGGCCGGCAAGCAGCUCCUCGUCGGUGCCGUCGGCUUGGUCACCUCGGCUGAGAUCGCCAAGGAGACCGUCCAGGAGAAGGAGGAUGGCAGAGUCACCAUCCAGCGCGAGAACGGCGCCAAGACUCGUGCCGAUAUGGUCCUUGUUGCCAGGCAGUUCUUGAAGGAGCCCGAGUUCGUCCUCACUGUCGCCGACGAGUUGGGUGUUGAUGUCAAGGCCCCUGUUCAGUACCUCCGUGGUCCUCUUAGCAGCAGGCCCAAGAAGUUGACCACUGUUCCUUAAAUUAUUUGAUGAUGAUGGAAACGACUCAAAAAAGAAAAAAAAAAGGGAUAGAAGGGGCGUAACGUUUUCAGCUUUGGAUAGAGUAUAGAAAGAGCGCUAGAUACCACCUUUUAUAUGAAGCAUUUUAGAUCCAAUUUGUUCUG